AUGACUUCUAGCUUAAAGACGACUACUUAAUGACGAUAAAUGAACGUUAUCUACCGGAAAGGAAAAAAAUAGUGUGCCGAGAGUCGUGCCAGUAAUCAUUAUGACUGUACAAAUACAUGUACAUAUUACGAAGAAACCACGGCUACAAACGGAGAUAAGUUAACGCCGUUCGCAACGUUUGACGUGCACGCCUCUCGUGCGUCGACAAGAAACUUUCUUCUUAUCAACAUUAGUUGUCGCCGCUGUCGCACAAGUCUCACGAACGACGGAAAGAAUCGCUCAGAAACGUGCCGGCUCUCGCUUUCGUUCCUACGAGUUUCUCUCUUUUCCGUCUCUGUUGCGUCAACAAGCGAGAUUCCUGGCGCGCCGCGUAUAGUAUCACAAACACGCGUGCUUGUGCGUUCUACGUCGUGUGUAACACAAUAUGACGACAUUGACGGCCGAACAUGAGUACGGCGAUUUUCGAAUGCGAUCGCGCAGAACGAAGAGUGUCACGAGAGCGGAGGAGAUCCAGAAGGCGGAAUUAAUGGUCCGAAAAUCGCAACCUGACAAACCAUGUCAUCGUCCAAGAGAUAGCCUCUUCUCGUGGAGUUCCGGCUUUGAUAACUUCACGGGAUUCGUCAACUGGGGUUUCUUACUACUAGGCAUUGGUGGUAUUCGGUUGCUACUGGAAAAUUUUAUAAAAUAUGGUAUCAGAGUGGAUCCUUGGCAAUGGUUUCUUUUUCUCAGUGGCAAAAAUGACGGUGGCGAAGAAUAUCCCUCGUUGUUGCUGAUAUGCUAUUCUACCGUGCCGGUGGCCCUUUGUCUGCUGAUCGAGAAAGGACUGUCUGUGAGUAUCAUAGCUCACGGGCCGGGAAUGGUGUUCCACGUCAUAAACCUCGUCGUGAUGGUACUGACGCCGAUGGUGGUCAUCCAUGUGAAGGAUUCCGGAUUCAGCUUGGUUGGUGCGAUGUAUGUGUGCAUGCUGUAUGCCAUACUGUUUUUAAAACUAUGGUCAUACGUGCAAGUCAACAUGUGGUGUCGCUUGAGCAGCCGAAAAAAACCCACGUCAGGUCAGGGAAUAAGACGUCAGCUGUCUUGUAAUAAUCUCCAAACUUCCAACGUGAAACACAGUACGGAUGACACCAGCGAUUUGGAACACGAAGUAAACGGUCAAGGAAACGCAUUGGUGCAAUAUCCCGAUAAUCUGAACUUUAUCGAUCUUUAUUAUUAUAUAUUAGCGCCUACUUUGUGUUACGAAUUGAACUUUCCCCGAACACAGCGGAUUCGAAAGAGAUUUCUGAUAAAACGAAUUCUGGAAGUCGUAGUAGGAUGUCAAGUGGUGUUGUCACUUUUCCAGCAAUGGAUGAUACCUUCUGUAAAGAAUUCAUUAAUUCCUUUCAGUAAUAUGGACGUAGCCAAGGCCUCGGAGCGUCUUCUCAAGCUGGCGAUACCAAAUCACCUAGUAUGGCUUUGUUUCUUCUAUCUGACGUUUCACUCCUUCUUAAAUUUGAUGGGCGAGCUGCUACACUUCGCGGAUCGAAAUUUCUAUUGCGACUGGUGGAAUGCCAACAAUAUCGAUACUUUCUGGAGAACUUGGAACAUGCCAGUUCAUCGUUGGGCUGUACGACAUCUUUAUAUUCCGAUCGUAGAGAUGGGCUACGGUAAGACGACAGCAUCGGUCACCGUAUUUUUUAUCAGCGCCUUUUUUCACGAAUAUCUCGUAAGCGUACCUUUAAAAACCUUCAAGACAUGGGCGUUUAUGGGUAUGAUGGGACAGAUACCACUGUCGGUGUUGAGCAAGAUGACGGAGCGAUACUGUGGCGCCAGAUGGGGCAACAUUGUCGUAUGGGCAAGUCUCAUCAUCGGGCAACCACUUUGUAUAAUGAUGUAUUAUCACGAUUACGUUGUAACUCAUUUUGGCGAGACUCUGAUCGAAGAUUAUUCCGUGGUGUAAAGCAGAUUAAAAGGAUGAAAAACGUAAAAAUGCGAAAGAAGAGAGAAACCUCAACGAACAAUCUGCGAUCGAUCUAUUCUCCAACAUUGCCUGUUUUAUCGAUCGCAAUUAUUCACUUGUCUUUUAACAAGUACUGUGCGAUGAUUUGCCUCCAUUAAAAAUUAACACAAUAACGUGAAAAUGUGCCUUAAAUAUAAGUUUAAGUUUUUUUUUUUUGAAGAUUUUUUUUUUAUUCAUGAGAAUGUAGAGGGUGCGAUGUGAGAAUAAGAGACUUAAAAAAUGCAAACAAAGGUGUCUCGAGUUCGAUGAUAAUAUUAUUAUUAUCUUAUAUUUUAGAAAGAUAA
This is a messenger RNA of Pseudomyrmex gracilis, 2280 nucleotides long. It is a transcript of the gene mdy, whose product is annotated as diacylglycerol O-acyltransferase 1. The transcript has 12 exons. Gene Ontology annotation, biological process: triglyceride biosynthetic process. NCBI's taxonomy places the organism in Eukaryota, Metazoa, Arthropoda, Insecta, Hymenoptera, Formicidae. The record is from RefSeq and is a predicted model, not a curated record. Gene Ontology annotation, cellular component: endoplasmic reticulum membrane. Gene Ontology annotation, molecular function: diacylglycerol O-acyltransferase activity. Bases 425 to 1936 code for a protein of 503 amino acids.